Messenger RNA from Cladophialophora yegresii CBS 114405, 2850 nucleotides. RefSeq lists its product as uncharacterized. NCBI's taxonomy places the organism in Eukaryota, Fungi, Ascomycota, Eurotiomycetes, Chaetothyriales, Herpotrichiellaceae. The record is from RefSeq and is a predicted model, not a curated record. The transcript has a single exon. The coding region runs from base 1 to 2850 and encodes 949 amino acids.
AUGGAUACUGGUUUGAAGAAGUUAUGGACUCGCAGGAAGACCAAAGGGAACAGCAGCAGAAAGGACUCGGGAGUAAGCAGUUUGAGAAAGAGCCAGAGCACCGAGUACACACAGCACUCGAGCAAUACAAGUCCACCGACCAUUCACAUCCGUAACAUAUCGACAGACUACGAAAAGUCUCCACUUAGUCCGGCUGUCAGUAACAGACUUCAUCCGGCACUUGGUGGCGCUGCCGUCUCAAGACCAUCAACCUCCUGGUCAGGACUAGCCACGGAUGGGAGCGGUAGCCUGCUGAGUGCUGUCAAUCGAGCAGCAGAUGCCGUUGCGAAGACCGAACAAGGCUGGCAAUAUCUCGGAGAGCGAAACACUCGAAACUAUGUCCAGCCCAAAAUUCCACGCUAUGUCGACAUUUUCUCCCUCUCCAGCUCGAAUAGCCCCAGUCCAAGACCUGGUUACAAUGAGGAUGUGGCUGAGAGGAACUUGGACUUGGCGCGCGUCGCACUUGAAGGCGCUCACUCGACCUAUGUGCCUUCUUCGAAGUAUCAAGAGGAAGUUGCUACCAGAAAUGCACAACCCAGUCUGCCUGGCAGUCCUGCCACGUCCACCUCUGUGCGUCGUCAAGUAGCCAGCGCUUCAAGCAACUAUCCGCGAUCGCCCCCAAGAUUUGAGGGCUAUUCUUCCUCCAGGCAAAGUAACCACACCCAUAACUCGCCUAGACUGCACUCCCGACAAGACAGUGACGGGUCUAGAAUAUCCCAACAACGAGCCCGUGACAUCCAGGCCCUCAAAGAGGGCGUCUCAAGGUUGCCACACGCGCAAGCACCAAUAGCACCUGUAGGCAGCACCCAAGGUCACAAAUCGGCUUCUACUUCGCCCGAAGCCCCAGCAGGAUAUCCUGGAAAACAGCCAGUUGACCCCGAUCCACACGAAGAUCCAGCUAGUGCCUUGAGCAGCUAUCAGCUGUCAGUGCCAGAAGUGACGCAACUGAAGGCGGCAGACGACUCUUAUUCUCGAAGCCACGAGCACUCCAUGCGCCCUCCAUCAAACAAGAGCAAUCGAGCCAUCAAUUUACCUUACCGCACGAUCCUGGAUUUGACUGCCGAUGCCCCCGAAGCCGUCUCUGAAAGUUAUCCUCCAUCGAACUAUAGCUCAAGUCCAGUCCUAGAACAUGCAAGGGUUGACACGAUGCGCAGGGUACAGGGACCUGUCAUCCCCGGCUCAUCCACGGAGACGCCGCAGGCCCAAUCAAAUUCCGUUCAGCCAGCCACCUCGCCAUCAGCAAAUGCAGAAGCACCAGCUUCCGAAGAGGUUGCACAACCCCGUGCUCCGUCACCAGCACCUGCCUCAGAGCCGCCAAGGCCACGGCAAACACCAGCCAAUACUCAUUUUGCAAGUAGCUUCACUCGCAUCAUCACUAUUGCCUCUGCAUCCCCGCGUGCAAGUGUAGUAAUGGCGGAGCCAGCAGAUUCCGAAGUUGCGGAGGACGCCAAUGCCAACCCGGAGACAGGGGUGUCUCAGAAGCAGGAGGAAGUGAGACUCGCGUCUGAUCCUUUGCCAUCACGGCAUGAUGGGCUUCCAGAGGUACAGAGUCGCGUCACGGAGACAGCAGUAGCGUCUCCGAAAGGGGCUGUUUCCACCACGAGCACCACCGCCUCGGAUAGCAACGAGGUGAGGUCCAAAGAAGGGGAAGCAAUGAUUGACCAGAAGGAGGAUCUGAGACACAAACCCGACCCGACACCAGUGGUCGGACCAUACUUACACCUCUCUUCGAAGAAUCCGGAGCCACCUGCGACCCCAAGUAGUGGAUCUGGAGUGAGCGCGAGGGACUUUGCCAAUGCUGCCACCAAACCAGCGCUGACCAGUGUCCCUGAGGUCGCAGAAGUGGACGACAAUAAGGACACCUUGUCUCCGCCACUUGACGCAGAAACUCUUCCGAGAAAAUACGCUUCUCGAGAUGGCGAUGCAAACGGUCACACUUAUGGAUCCCCCACGUCUGAUUCGACAUUCAACGAAUCGGAGUUUGCCCAGAAGCAAGCGGAAGCGCGUGAAGCUUUGAUCCGCCUCCAGCUCAGCUUGAAUGAGAAUUUUCUCACCAAGCCUCUUCCGACGUCUGUCGCGCGGACGACUAAAUCAAGUCCUCAGAAGCACAAAUAUUCCUUUAGCGACGGAAAGCCUGCCGCACCAUCUUCCAUCUUCUCGCAAUUUAGAGAGAGAUCGCCUACUCCGGUAGACAGGCCAACCGAGCCCGACCAUCCAGUCGGCACAGAACGUGCCGACUCAUCUUAUCAUCACUUGACCACUAUGUCGCGCGAGCAUAGCAAUGCAAGACCACGGGAGGAGCCCGUGAAGCUCUCUAUGAAUAAGGCAGCGAAGAAGAAGCGUGAAAAGGUUAGACACGGACCGGAGCCGGACCUCAAUGGGCCGGGACCGUCCAUUGUAAACGAUGCGCCGAAGCAGCAUGUACCUUUACCGCCUCCGCUGAGUCUCACCGAUCAGUCUUUGCACCCGCGCUUCCACCAACCGCAGCCUGUCGUGCCACCAAGCCCCGGGGAGGUGUCCCUGUCCAAUUUUCCACUACCGGUUUCAUCGCCUAGGCAGUCGGUGCAAAGGUCAUCUAUGGCCAGUCCAACCGACAAGGAACGAGCUAUUCCACGCCCUGCUUCACAGAAUGCCCUUCAACAUCCGCUUCCCAGUAGCAACCCCGGGAUGAAAGAACGGAUACUGCGUCGACAAUCCAGCAUCAAAAGCCAGUCGAGCAGUACCUCGCAAUUCAGCAUCCCUUACCACAUGAUCCCGGAUCGAUCGAGUAGCGUUCGUGAUCGAUCUGUGAUGGAGGAUGACGACGAGUGA